UGCAGACUGGUUCUACAAACAUUUGUGAAAGAAUGGGUCGCUUUCAGGAGCUCAGUGAAUUCAAGCAUGGUACCGUGAUAGGUUGCCACCUGUGCAAUAAGUCCAUCCUUGAAAGUUCCUUGCUACUAAAUAUUCCACGGUCAACUGUUAUUGGUAUUAUAACAAAGUGGAAGCAACUGGGAACAACAACAACAACUCAGCCACCAAGUGAGUGGGAUAAGCGCAUGCUGAAGCGCACAGUGUGCUGAAGUCACUAUCUGCAGAAUCAAUCGCCAAAGACUUUUGUGUGGACUUCAGAUUAGCGCAACAAUAGCACAUAGAGAACUUCAUGGAAUGGGUUUCAAUAGCCAA
Molecule: messenger RNA, 351 nt
Organism: Staurois parvus
Lineage: Eukaryota; Metazoa; Chordata; Amphibia; Anura; Ranidae
Source: the annotation of a GenBank genome assembly